AGCACAGUUUGGGAAUGCGCAUCCCACAGUGAACUCAAGGUCUUAGCUUGGCCAAAAUGCGGGAACCUCCCAGCAUCUCGAACAAAGCUUGGCAGUAAAGGCAUCACUAAUAUUUUCUGAAUGCAAGGAGGUAUUUGUAACAUGCCUUUCUGCACAAAUACGUGUGUGAAGCAAGAGGAUUGAUGCUGCAUUACCUUUCAUGACUGAGAUGCUACCAAUAUUGUUUUUCAACUACACUGUAAUGGGAAUUGUAAGUUUAGGUUGGUGGCUACUUAUGUUGCCAAUGAUGUGUCUUACUUUAUCAAGCAAGUCAGUUCCAAAGGUUGCAAAAGAAGAUUAUAAAGCAAUUGUUCUUCCAAAAACCUUUUCUCGAUCUAGUCAACUUGUGAGACGGGAGCUGGGAACUGAGGAGCAGGACAAACAGAUGUGUGGGGUGUCUGCUCCAGGCUGGAGCAAGUGGGAAACUCAGGGUAUAAUAAGGAAAUAUGACAGUGCUUUCUUGAAUGCAGUACAAAGGGAGUCAUGGGAAGCAGAGGACCUAAAAGUGUUUGGGAUAUGUCCUGAAGAAAAGCAUCAGGCUGCUCUGGAGGUACUCAAGCACUUUGUAAGUUUGCUUGCAAAGCCUCAAGAAAAACACCUAGUGAUCCUUCACAUGGAAAAAGUUGACUGGGAAGUUGGAACCAGCCUGCAUUUCAAGGGGGCUGUGAAGGGACAUGUCACUGCUCAUCUGCAACAUCCUCACUUAAUGUUGCUUGUCUUUCAUCUUGACACACAUAAGUCCUACAUGGAUCACCAUGGAUCUAAAAUUCUAGUGUCAGGAGAAGGAGUCCAACCAGAACAGGUGGCUUGUGUGUCAUUAAACACCCGCUAUCUUGUUAUGAGAGUAGGAGGAACUGCGAAGAACCAUCCUUCUGGAGACCUAAUGCUCCAUCUGUCUGUUCAUAUUAAAGGGCUUUCUAAUGGACUUUCUUUAACCAAUGUUGAACUUCAGAAGCUACUUUUUGGCACAGACAGAAAGUGCUCAACCAAGAUGACACCAGCACUGUUCAUGGUUAUUGGUGAGACCAGCAAAGAUGCACAAGAGAAUGAAGAGAAUGUCAGUCCAAGCUUUAGUACCCAAAUAAACCCAGCUACUCCUGCUGCUGAAAAGAAGGAUGCAUUCCUUGAGAUGCUAUCACAGUUCUCAAUGCUUCUGCUCAACUCUAAUGGUAAAGCAGCAUCUACUAUUAAACUUCCCCUUGACCCUAACGAUCACAGUGUUGGCGAUCUGCGUCCUCAGCUUUAUAAUGUCACAGAUAUACAAGCUUUGGAAUGGUUGGUGGACUCCAAUGAGCCUUUGGUUUUCCUUUUUCUAUCACAAAGCAAGUUUUUGCAAGGGACAACAGUGCUUCAAGAAAUGCUUGCUGGAAAGUUGCUGGAGAAGAUGACAGAUAAGCUUCAGGAGGUGCUGAAUGAUAUGGAAGAAUUUUUGUCAAACAACCAUCAUGCCCUUAUACUUCAACACCUCUUGAAUUCUUGUCAUGGCUCUUACAAUGUUAGCUAUUUGCCCACAGAAACAGAGAACAUAUCACAGGUGGGGGACAACCAGAACAGGAAGCUUCAUUCCUUGAUGCUUCUUAAGGUCCUUCAAACAAUUCGUUCUUAUUGGCAAGACCAAAAGAAGCUUUCUAGACGAAACCGGGGAACUGGAACCAAACCAUAUUGCCGCCUACAAGAACUGACUAUUAGUCUAAAGCCAUUUGCUGAGUACAAAGAUGUACUAUUGCCUGAGGAAAUCAAUAUCAAUAACUGUGUUGGGCCUUGCCGCUUUCCACAGACAACACAAAAUGACUACCAGACACAUGUGGUUCUUCUGAUCCAGCUUCAGGAAAGGAGUCAGUCAGGUCUUGCUCGCCCACCAUGCUGCGUACCUGUGAGAUAUGAAGAGCAAUGGCUUAUGGUUGUAGAAGAAAAUGGUAUCAGGAUUCAAAGUUACCCUAACAUGGUCGCUAAGGAGUGUGGUUGCAGAUAAUCUGAAGGAGUCCAAAAGUAGGACAGAUUCAUGUAAAUAUGAAACUACUGAUGAAAAAUAACUGCAAUGCUAAUUGGAAUGAUGUCAUUGUAAUAUUAUAACUACCCACUGAAAGAGUGGCAUAAAUAUAGGGGAAGCAGAACCUUCAGAGAAAGGGGGUCUGUUAAUAACAUAGCCUUCCUGCCACCCCACUUCAGCUUGUUCUCUGCAAAUCCCUGUUUCUGGCCCCAUAAAGUAGAUCACUGGUGCAUGGGGGGGGGGGGGGGGUGGGACAUGGGCUGUGGGUGGCUGGAAGAUACAUAAUUAUGGCACUGCACUUAAAGAUGUGUCGCAACACUCAAAAACGUUUAACACACACACAGCAAUACUUUAAUUAAAUAACAAUUUCAGGAUAAAUGAAGUUAAAAAAUAUGGUUUAUCUUCCCAUGCUUUCAUCCAGGGCCGGAACUAGGGGUAGGCAGAAGAGGCACCUGCCUAGCGCACAACGAUUGGGGGGUGCCAGGCAGGAGCCUCUCCUCCCUACCCCUAGCUCGUGCUCCUUUCUCUUGCCCCCACCGGUUUUCAUUACACGGUGGGGGCAAUGACUCCCUCCCUGCUUAACACAACUGCACAUGUGUGCACUUGGGAGGGGGGUGGGAGGUGCAGGGGUGAGGUGGCCGGCCAGGUUGCCUAGGGCACCCGGUCGUCUUGGCCCACCCCUGCUUUCAUGUUAUAAAAAAUGUAAGUACCCUAAGUAAGCCAUAGGGUUAUGUGUGCAUAGAACAUGCAUAUAAUUUUGUAUAUCUAUAUUAUGUACUGAUACACUCAUAAAACUUCAUAAUAAAGAAAUGCAAAGA
Molecule: messenger RNA, 2847 nt
Organism: Xenopus tropicalis (tropical clawed frog)
Lineage: Eukaryota; Metazoa; Chordata; Amphibia; Anura; Pipidae
Gene: amh
Product: anti-Mullerian hormone
Exons: 5
Coding region: 200-2011 (603 amino acids)
Biological process (GO): signal transduction; gonad development
Cellular component (GO): extracellular region
Molecular function (GO): growth factor activity
Source: RefSeq, a predicted model, not a curated record